UAACAAGAAACAAGAUGGCGUGUACGUUUGUGCGUGACUUGUAAUGUUGAGUGGGUUGUAAGUUGUAACUUUUGUAAACUUUUUCAUCAACUUGCCUACAUGGUCAGUGUGAAAAUUAGUAUAUCUUAAACAAUUCUUUGAAGAGUAUUUAUCAUUUAUGUUCGUAUUAUAUAAGGUUCUUACGUUUAAUUUCAUUUUAUUCCUUAAAAGUUACUUUGUGUAAGUCUUUUACCAUGAGUAAUUACGAAGAUGACCAAAGUGAAGAUGGAGAAUUAGCACGUAGUCCUGUGCAAGACGAAAUGGAUUUUAGUCUCUCCGAUGAAGAUCGAGAUAACGCAGAUUCCUUAGUAAUUAAACCACCACAAGCAGUUAUUCGUUCUCAUCGAGACAAAAGGAAUCAUAAGAGAUCUGUAAAGGACAGAUAUAAAGAAAGUGUUCGAAAGGAUAAAAAACACCUCUACAGGGAACGUGAUAAGUCGGAAAAAACAAAACGUGAGUUCAGUAGAAAUUUAGAACGUGAAGAAAUGCCUAAAGAUUAUUACAAGGAGAAACAAUAUUAUAGAGAAAAGGAAACAUAUCGGGAGAAAGACAUUCGUGACAAAGACAUGUAUCGUGAGAGAGAGGUUAGAGAAAAAGAUAUUUAUAGGGAAAAGGAUAUAUACAGGGAAAAGGAUCCAUAUAGGGAAAGGGAGCAUUAUCGCGAGCGAGAAGUGUAUAGGGACAAUGCAUACAGAGAAAGUGCUAGACCAAAAGAUGUUUACAGGGAGAAAGAGGUUUACAAGGAUAAGGACGUUCAAAGGGAGCGGGACAUAUAUGUCACUCGUGAUCGUCAAUAUAAGUAUAGUGAACCUGAGAGAAAACGCAUGGAAAAUGAUAGAAUAGAGUCGCGGCUGAGGCUUCUUGCUGAUGAUGGUAGACCCAAUCAAAAUAGUGAGAAAGAGAAUAGGGAUAAGACAUCUGGAGAUAAGGAGUUAGAAGAUUUAAGAAGUAGGUUACUUAGCAAAAGAAUUACUAAAGAAUUACAAAGUCAAGAUACUAAAAAGCAUGCACAAUAUGAUAGGGACACUAAAAAGCAUGUUGAAUAUGAGAGAGAUAAGAAUUCUGAUCGUCACUCUUCUUCUUUAGAUAAACAUCAGCAGGAAAGAAGAAAAAGAUUGCUUGAAGCAGAACGAGAGAUGGUAAAGCGGAAACAUGAGUCUCGGGUAGAAUUGGAAGCGAGACGUGAAGAACGUCGACGUCGCGGUAAGAAGAGAUCUGUUUCACCUGAGGACAGCUCUAAUAAGAAAAAUAAAACAGAACAUUCUCCUAAUUAUGGGGACUCUGUGGUUACUGUGUCAGAUGCAAGUGAUGUGGAAAUGAAGAGCGAUUCUGGCCAUUCAGAACCUGAGGAAGGGGAACAUUCAAAUACAGAAACUGAAGAACAUAGCACAGAGACCGAAUCUGAUUCAGAUGGUGGGGGAGAGUCCAAGUCUGAUAAUGAGGUACAAGAAGAAAAAACUAUGAAACAAGAUCAUAAGGAUAACAUAAGUGAAAAGGAUAAGUCCAGGCAAAAUUCAAGAUCACCUGUUUCAAUCAAGUCCAAUCACGAGAGUCCGUCUUCACAUGAUUCCAAAAGGUCACAUUCACGUUCAAAGAGUAGAAGUCGUUCGCAUUCUUUCUCACCUCCACCGCCUGGAGAAAAUGGUAAAACUGAAACAGUUGAAAACACUCAGGAAGAUGAUGAGGAAGCCAAAUUAAGAGAAGAGGCAAUCAGUGCUCUUCCACCAUACUAUCCAGCCCUACAGGGUUGUAGAUCGGUUGAGGAGUUUCAAUGUCUCAACAGAAUAGAGGAAGGCACAUAUGGAGUUGUUUACAGAGCGCGUGACAAAACUACGGAGGAAAUAGUCGCUUUGAAACGACUAAAGAUGGAGAAGGAAAAAGAAGGAUUUCCCAUCACAUCAUUGAGAGAAAUCAAUACAUUGCUUAAGGGACAACAUCCCAACAUAGUGACCGUGAGGGAGAUAGUAGUUGGUUCUAAUAUGGACAAAAUAUUCAUUGUCAUGGACUAUGUGGAACAUGAUCUUAAAAGUCUCAUGGAAACUAUGAGGGAAAAGAAACAAGUAUUUCUACCAGGUGAAAUUAAAUGUUUAAUGACUCAGUUACUCAAGGCGGUACACCACUUGCAUGAUAAUUGGAUUUUGCAUAGAGAUCUUAAAACCAGCAACCUGUUGCUAUCACAUAAGGGCAUAUUGAAGGUUGGUGAUUUUGGUUUAGCUCGUGAGUACGGCUCCCCCCUGCGGCAGUACACUCCUGUGGUGGUGACGCUCUGGUACCGGGCGCCUGAGCUGCUGUUGUGCUGCAAGGAGUACUCCACGCCCAUAGAUAUAUGGAGCGUGGGAUGCAUCUUCGCCGAACUGGUCACUAUGAACCCACUGUUCACCGGCAAGAAGGAAAUCGACCAACUUAAUAUUAUAUUCAAGGAAUUGGGAACACCUUCAGAGUUGCUGUGGCCGGGAUACAAGGAUCUGCCGAUCGUUCAGAAGAUGACGUUUGCUGAACAUCCGUCUGGGGGUCUGCGGCGGAGAAUAGGCUCCGACCUACUGUCCGAGGCGGGCCACUCUCUACUACAAGGCUUCCUCACAUACAACCCCGCUAGGAGACUGACAGCGGACGCAGCUCUCGAACACGCUUAUUUCAAGGAGCAGCCGGUCGCCAUCGAGCCGGCCAUGUUUCCUACAUGGCCAGCGAAAUCGGAGGGCAACCGUCGCACCACCCACAGUCCGAAGCCGCCGGCGGGCGGAGCGGCCUACGCCCAGUACGCUCGCUCCGACGACGAGGCCCUCGGCUUCCACGUGCAGAACCGCUCGCUCAACGUCGCUCCCGGCUUCUCCCUUAAAUUCUGAUAGUGUGCUCGAUAUGAACGAUAACUACGCGAAUGAUUCGUAAGAGAGAUGUAAUAUUUUUGAAAUACAUUUUACGAUUAUACCGUUAGUUUAUAGACCUUGUGUAGUCGAUACAUGUGUCAGGUCACUAUACAGGAAGGUUUUUUGUAAAGCUUCACGUUAUCAUUUAUAAAUGUGACUAAAACUGUGUUCAUUUAUUGAUUAUAUACAAAUUUAUUUUUUUUAAAGUGAUGUGCGCUAACAUUGUCCAUUAGCACUGUUUGUUAUUCGUUGACGACAACUGUUACACUGACUCAAGGAUACCUCAGAAACUAAUGUGAUUAAAGAUUCUAUUUGUCUCACAUGAAUAUCGCGGUAUUCAUUGCUAAUGUAGUAAUAAAAUGUACUUGAAUUAUACUAAGCAUUUGAAGUUGGAAGUUCAGUCGUUUUGUAUAACGCGCGUCCGGAUCGGAAAACACUAGUUCCAGUGACUGUUCUCAGCGCCAUACAAAUGUUUGAAAUUACUUUUUUUUACUGUUAAUUACUUGCUAUUAUCAGAAUAACUAAAAUUCACCUGUCUGGGUCUAUAAAUAAUAAAAAUGAAACACUCUAUGUAUUUAUAAUGAUUUUUAUGUAAUUAGCAAUAAAUGUAAAUAUUUCAAUUGGAUAGUGUACCUCAAAAGGGUAAAUUUAGUUGUAGAAAUAAUAUGGUACAAUAUAUAUGUUUUGACAAGA
Danaus plexippus (monarch butterfly) is the source of this 3596-nucleotide messenger RNA. It is a transcript of the gene Pitslre, whose product is annotated as cyclin-dependent kinase 11B. The transcript is spliced from 12 exons. The coding region runs from base 234 to 2882 and encodes 882 amino acids. Lineage: Eukaryota; Metazoa; Arthropoda; Insecta; Lepidoptera; Nymphalidae. Gene Ontology annotation, molecular function: cyclin-dependent protein serine/threonine kinase activity; ATP binding. The record is from RefSeq and is a predicted model, not a curated record. Gene Ontology annotation, cellular component: nucleus. Gene Ontology annotation, biological process: protein phosphorylation; regulation of mitotic cell cycle.